Messenger RNA from Xiphias gladius (swordfish), 2203 nucleotides. It is a transcript of the gene ramp1, whose product is annotated as receptor activity modifying protein 1. Gene Ontology annotation, biological process: regulation of G protein-coupled receptor signaling pathway; receptor internalization; protein localization to plasma membrane. The record is from RefSeq and is a predicted model, not a curated record. NCBI's taxonomy places the organism in Eukaryota, Metazoa, Chordata, Actinopteri, Istiophoriformes, Xiphiidae. Gene Ontology annotation, molecular function: coreceptor activity. Bases 384 to 833 code for a protein of 149 amino acids. The transcript has 3 exons. Gene Ontology annotation, cellular component: membrane; signaling receptor complex; cell surface.
GUUGCGCACAGCGCAGCAGUCUCCAACACUGCGCUCAACCUCGGGACGGCUGCUUGGAAAGACAGCUCCAACUUUAAGACUCAGUAUGUGCCGUGCCGGGGUGACAGAGGGUCGGUGACAUGCAGACUCGGGGGAGUUGAGGUACAGCAGGAUCAAGGACGAGUCUUGCCCCCCCCCCCUCUCCCUCCCUCCAGCACUUUUGCGCAAGGUAACACAAGCAGAGACUUGUGUUGUGGCGGAUUGACCAAGCGGCCGCAUUACAUGGAUUUCCUCAGCAGCCGUCCCUUAUGUUGCUACCUAUUACUCUUUGAGCCCUAGCAAGUUGCUCUCCCCUUCCCAUCUCUCGCAAACUUCAGUCAGUGGAUCGUUGGGAAAGCGACAGGAUGGGAUCGCAGACCGGGGCAGCUCCGCACAGACAGACGCUUCUGUGGUUCAUUGUAGCGUCUCAGUGCGUGCUGGCACUGGGAUGCGGACCCCACUACGAAUACGCCAUUGAAGAGUUCUGCCUGGCCAGAUUCAGGCUGGACAUGCAAGAGCUGGAUCAGAGACACUGGUGUAGCUGGGAGGACACAGUUGAGCUCUACGGUGACCUGACAAACUGCACGUACCUGGUGGCACUAAAGAUGGAGUGUUUCUGGCCAAACCGACUGGUUGACGAGUUCUUCAUCCGAGUCCACAAGCAUUACUUCCGAGACUGCUCUCUCUCUGGACGGCUUCUCCGGGACCCACCCAACCGCAUCCUGGGUCCCUUCAUUGUAGUGCCCAUCCUGGUCACCCUUCUCAUGACGGCCCUGGUGGUGUGGCGGAGCAAACGCAGUGAGGGGAUUAUGUAGUGGAGGGAAGAAGGGGGGCCAGGGUCACAAGACUCAAGACAAGAGUUACUUUUUUGUCCCUACGGUUGCACCAUUCUCACCUUCAGUGACCAAAGGAUCACUUUUCUGCUCACCUGAAUCUAAUGUGGACCAGAAUAAUGACUGUUGGAAAGAUAUUGUAAAUUUUUACAAUUUUGACAAGGGUACAACAGGACAGUUACUCUGACCUCUUUUAAGGAACCCAGGGAUAUCAGAUUGUGUAUAUACAUAUAAAUACAUGUAAAUAUACACAGUAUGUACAAUAUGAGAUUAAUCUGUCAGUGGAUUGUCAGAAUCUCUUUGUAAGACAAUCAAGACAACAAAUCAUAGCACACUAAAUUAAUUUUUCACAGAUGCAAAUUUUGUGUUUCUGUGUGAUGCGAAAGAUACCUGAUUUUAACAGAUGUAUCUUACAUUGAAUUGUAUUCUCUGAAUCAUGCAGUUGGUUCACUGUCAAGCUACAGCUGGAUUAGAACUAGUUUUCAUUUCCUCUGCCCACAUCAGGCACCCUGGCCUCAUCUCUUGGCAUAGCUCAAUCUCCCUUCUGAAUGAGAAACAAGCCUUUGUUUCCAUAGCAUAAUAUCCACUGAACCAGCAGAAAAAAAAAGCAGGAUAACAAUGUCACAUACCGAAGAUUGGCAGAUGUGCUGUACAGGCGACAGACACAGAGAAACCACGCAGGGGUCGGGGCCCCAAUUUGGAUGGGCUGUGAUGAUGUGUUCUGCAGCUUCCAUCCUCCAUUACCAAGGAAAUUAAAAUGAAGAAAUGCCACACUGUGGAAUCCAUUGAGAACGAGGGCUUUGAAGGCCAACAUCAUGUUUGGGGACUGCAGACUGUUGAUUAACCAAAAAUUCUUGCAUUCUGUCUGAUUUUUCACCCUAAAACUCCUCUGUUAUCCAUGUUGUUUACAUGAAUAACAGAAAGACACUAUCCCAGCAAUUACCACACUGAUUUGCAUCCAGCUGAGUCAGUUAUGAUAAAAUGUUUAAAGAAUGAAAAACAGAACGAGUAAGAAACUCACAGUAGAAAAAUCACAAUUCUAACUAAAGAGAAAACAUACAGCAAUGGAUUAAGUCAGCUAACACACAUCGCUGUUGAAUGCCAUAGCCUAAAGCACAGUUUUUGUAUCAUAGACCUUAGGUUUCUAUUGAUUUAUGAUCUCGCUGUGUGGUAAAGUGUGCCGUGUGAACUGUUUCCUCAUUGAUAUUUUUGAAUUCUCUCUUUCCUUUAUAGAUUCAUUGACCUGUAACCUGCCUGUCAGCAAAACACAUUUUAGAACACAUCCAGACUUCCCCAACAUGAUCUUACUUUGUACUCUGUGCCAAAAGCUCUUAGAAUAAUUUUUUUGGUGG